This is a messenger RNA of Cokeromyces recurvatus, 933 nucleotides long. Its product is annotated as mitochondrial carrier domain-containing protein. Lineage: Eukaryota; Fungi; Mucoromycota; Mucoromycetes; Mucorales; Mucoraceae. The transcript is spliced from 4 exons. Gene Ontology annotation, biological process: transmembrane transport. The record is from RefSeq and is a predicted model, not a curated record. The coding region runs from base 1 to 933 and encodes 310 amino acids.
AUGGAUACCUCAUCGGAUACAAUAAAGCAUUUGAUUGCGGGUGGUAUUGCUGGAGCACUCUCUCGUACUGUCGUGAGCCCAAUGGAAAGAAUGAAAAUUUUAUUUCAAGUACAAGGACCUAAUAUGGGGGCAUAUACAGGUAUUUGGUCAACGUUAAAUCAUAUGUGGAAAGAAGAAGGUUGGAGAGGAUUCAUGAGAGGAAAUGGUACAAAUGUGAUUCGAAUGAUUCCUUAUAGUGCUUCACAAUUUGCUGCUUAUGAACAAUUUAAAUCGAUUUUAUUAGAAAAGGAGAAAUCAGAAUUAGAUACUCCAAGACGAUUAAUAGCAGGUGCCUUAGCAGGUACUGUCUCUGUCGUCUGUACUUAUCCUUUAGAUCUCGUUCGUACUCGACUUUCAAUUCAAUCUGCUAAUUCACUCUCUUUAAAUCAUAUCAAUGAUAUAUCAUCAUCAUCAUCACCACCACCAGUCGUAAAGAAAAAGCUUCCUGGUAUUGUGCCGACAAUAAAAACCAUUUAUUUAACAGAAGGUGGUUUUCGAGGAUUAUAUAGAGGUUUAUGGCCAACUAUACUGGGAGUCGCUCCAUAUGUUGCCCUUAACUUUCAAUGUUAUGAAGUCUUGAAGGAUUAUUUGAUUCCAAUAGAGGAAAAUUCUGGCAAUAUUAGAAAACUAUUUUGUGGUGCUUUAGCAGGAUCCAUUGCUCAAACUAUUAUUUAUCCUUUAGAUGUACUCCGUAGACGAUUCCAAGUAGUGGGUAUGAAUAAUGCAGAAUACAAGUAUAACGGUACUCUACAUGCGUUAAAGACAAUGGUACAAAAAGAGGGUUUCAAAUCAUUGUAUAGAGGAUUAUUACCGAAUUAUCUCAAAGUGGCUCCUGCAAUGGGUGUCACUUUUUAUUCUUAUGAAUUAUGUAAAGAUAUUAUGCAUGCAAAAUAA